UCCUCCCACAUGCACUUUGGAAAGCCUCUCCUCUGCGUUGUGUAUGUUCAACAGGUAGAAUCAUGUUCCCUACUGCACUACCUCCCUUCUCCGAGUCAGGCUGUGUGAGAAACAGCCCCUGUCAUUGCAGAUUUCAUCCACUUCAGACAUGUUUCGUGUGUGGAUCAAACUCUGUCUCCUCUUGCCAGGAGUAAGUAGCUUCAUGAUCCACAACACACUCCACAGCCUGUGCUUGGAGGACUUCCCCAAGACGGGCCUGGUUCAGCUGAAUAAAUGCAACCUGGACUCAGUUCUCCAGCAGUGGAUCUGGAGGGACCAGAGUCUCCUGGAGCGUGUGGGGACCUCCAGGUGCCUGUCGGCCCACCACUCUGACCCUGUCCAGACUGUACCCUGUGAGGGGGUAGAGGAUGGGGGACACAGGGGUGAUGGGGGGCUGCGGUGGGGGUGUGAGUUGAACAGGCUGAUCAGUCAGAACAGUUCUCUGGAACUCUCCACAGACGGGAAACGACUGACGCUGUCCCACAGGAGCAAGCAGACCAAGUGGAGGUCUCUGGAUGAAGGGGAUAUAUGCCAGGAGAGGCUCAGAUCCAAAAGGGCAUCGAGCGAUCCCGAUGAGUUUGAGGUGAAACCUGCGGAAGAGCAGAAAGCGGGGCCUCCUGGUAUGACCGAUGAACAGAAAGAAUUCCUCAGAUGGUUCUAUCGCACUGAGGACCCAACUCCCUGGAAGUUUGCGAUGCUGGCUCUGUCCUUCGCUGCCCUUCUGCUGGGCUGUCUGCUUCUGGGAAUGGGCUCCAUGGCGAACAAAAACAGGAAUAAGAUAGCCAAGUACAAGGCGGCGGCUCUGGCCAUGAAGCCGGAGGCGGAAGAACUACAGGUCAUCAUCACGGAAGUUGGAGGUCAAAGAACUAACUCAGAGGUCAAACCCGUCAACAGCGCCUCUGUCCAGGUCAGUAUGAGCCAAUCUGAGAUCCCAGUGAGCCAGGCCAAGCCCCUCCAGGACAACGGGGAGGUAGAGGGGCUCAAACCGGGGGACAUUGUGGUGACCUGGAAUGACGGGAACGUGUCCAGCCUGUACCCCGAGCCUGAGGGGGAAGUGGAGGUGUUGGCGGAGGUAGAGAAAGAAGAGGUGGUUGAGGUAGAGAAAGAAGAGGUGGUGGAGGAGUUAGAGAAAGAGGAGGCAGAAGAGGGAGUGGUGGUAGAGGGAUGAAGGAGAGAGAUAUAACAGCCACGUUCCUCAUUACUGCUCCUCUGCAGAGGCAGAACAGAAACUCCUAUUUACUUAGGCAUAACUGUCAUUUUAAGUUGUUUUAUUUUGACCUGUAACUUAAACAACCACUGUCUGUUUAAUUACUGUAAUGCCCUUUUUACACUACUGUGCUGAGCCAGACCGUACUGUGCUGGCUCAGAUAUUUUAUUGGUGGAUGCAUAACCAUGCCAGCGCAGUACAGCUUGACUUGGCUCAGUAGUGUGAAAAGGGUAUACAACUACUACAAAUAAUGCUGUGUACAAGAUGUGCAGUAUCACAGUCAUCAUUCACAAGUACUUUGUUGGUUGCAGUUUCAGCAAUGCUUGGAAUAUACAUCUACUGUAAACAUUGCUGGCCGUCGAAACAUCGCAACCAACUAUUUAGGAUACCAAAUAGUUAGUAAAUGUUGUUUUUUGGUCAUGAAGAAGUGCAACGUGUUGUUUAUAGUGUAGUGAAGAGUUUUCCUAUGUCUCUUGACAGUAUGUAGGAACACUUAUAAAUCAUGUGUCAUAAGCUAUUCAAGUGUAGUCUACUUGGGAAACACUAAAAGGCAACUAAACAUGGUCUGAGAUAACAUUAAAAUUGGAAGAUCAAACUUCUCUUUAUACAUCUCUUUUGUAAUUCUAUUUGUAAAGUAUUUUUAGUUAUAAUGCUGGCCACCAGGAAGAUUAGCUGAACUCAUGGCAUCAGCUAAUCGGGAUCCUAAUAUAAUACAAACUGGAAUUAUCUUGCUGUGAGUAUAGUGGAAAGCUCUUGUGAGAGAGUAUCCACAUAUAGAUGUUUUGGACAGAAAACAGAAUUCAGUGGGUUAACUUUUGUCAUCAUACUACCUCUCCAUAUGUAAGAUACAUUUUCAUUGUGUUAUAAAAGCAUUCCACCAAUUGCAGUAUUUACAAUAAGGAAAUAAAACUGUUCAUAUCAAAAUA
Messenger RNA from Oncorhynchus kisutch (coho salmon), 2172 nucleotides. Its product is annotated as Solute carrier family 51 subunit beta. Gene Ontology annotation, biological process: bile acid and bile salt transport. NCBI's taxonomy places the organism in Eukaryota, Metazoa, Chordata, Actinopteri, Salmoniformes, Salmonidae. Bases 149 to 1207 code for a protein of 352 amino acids. Gene Ontology annotation, molecular function: protein heterodimerization activity; transmembrane transporter activity. The transcript is spliced from 6 exons. The record is from RefSeq and is a predicted model, not a curated record. Gene Ontology annotation, cellular component: plasma membrane.